AAGCCCAGUUCUGUCGGGCCCCGUAUGCCGUCUUCCUCCGUCUAGAGACCCCGUUUUGUUUUUAGGGUUUUAGAACUUCGAACUUCGAAGCGCUGAAAAGUGAAAACUCUAGCCGCUGUAAUUCCUCCGUCUACAAAUUCAAAGGGUUUUUAGGGCAGUCUACAAAUUCCUCCGUCUAGCCGCUGAAAACUCUCACUCUCUCAAUGGAUCCUUCGCAACUCCAAUCCAAUGAACUUGCGCAAUUUAUCGCCCAAGAGAAGGAAAGAGCAAUGGUUAAUGAGAUGGUGGCAAAGCUCACAAAUGUCUGCUGGGACAAAUGCAUCACUGGUACACCCGGAAGCAAGUUUAGUUCCAGUGAGUCUAGUUGCCUUUCAAACUGUGCGCGGCGUUAUAUGGAUAUGAGCAUCAUUAUUGUGAAACGCUUCCAGAACAUGCAGUGAAGGUCUAGGAGGAUUGGCAUUAUCUCUGUUACAAGAACUGGUCUUUUUGCCUGUCUUUUUUGGUUAAAUUGUUGGUUGAAGAUGCUUUGAAUUGUUGGAUAGAUCUCUUUCAAAUUUGUUGAAAAUAUAAAUUAAGGUGUCUUUUAAUUUUA
This is a messenger RNA of Juglans microcarpa x Juglans regia, 592 nucleotides long. RefSeq names its product mitochondrial import inner membrane translocase subunit TIM8. The transcript has 2 exons. The record is from RefSeq and is a predicted model, not a curated record. The coding region runs from base 204 to 440 and encodes 78 amino acids. Lineage: Eukaryota; Viridiplantae; Streptophyta; Magnoliopsida; Fagales; Juglandaceae.